AUGAGUUACACUCCUAGUUUCCUCUCGUUACUCCCUCUGUCCUUUUGGCCUCUUUCCCUCGUCAUGUUUUUUCUCUUUAUGAUAAUUAAAUCUCUAAGAUAUCACUUGAUGAAUACGAAGCCAAAACUACCAAAAUUGCCCCCAGGUCCCAAACCAUGGCCUAUAGUUGGCAGUCUUCCUGAAAUGCUUGCAAGCAAAUCUCCAACUGAGUGGAUACACAAAACUAUGGAAGAAUUCAACACUGAUAUAGCAUGUAUUCGCCUAGGAAAUGUCCAUGUUAUCCUUGUCAAUUGUCCCACAAUUGCUCGUGAAUUCUUCAAAAAACAUGAUGCUGAUUUUAUAUCAAGACCAAAAACCAUGGCCACUGAUAUCAUCACCAAUGGCUACUUGACUUCAGCCCUUGUACCCUCCGGCGAACAAUGGAAAAAGAUGAAGAAAAUUGUUGCAAAGGAUUUGCUCUCUCCAUUCAGACAUCAAUGGCUUCAACAAAAAAGAAACGAAGAAGCCGACAAUCUUAUGUUUCAUGUGUUCAACAAAUGCAACAACAGUGAACUUGUGAAUGUUAGGAUUGCAGCACAACAUUAUUGUGGUAAUGUUUUUAGAAAAAUAUUUUUCAGUACAAGAUACUUUGGAAAUGGUGAGAAAAAUGGAGGGCCUGGUGUUGAAGAAAUAGAACAUGUUGAUGCUGCUUUCGAAUUGCUUAACCAUAUUUAUGCUUUCUCUGCAUCUGAUUAUAUCCCAUGGUUGAGAUUGUUUGAUUUUGAUGGACAUAAGACCAAGGUAAAAAAUGCAAUGAAGAUAGUAAACAAAUAUCAUGAUUCUCUCAUUGAAGAGCGAAUCAAACAAUGGAAAGAUGGAUCAAAGAAUGUUGAAGAAGAUUUGCUAGAUGUUUUGAUUUCUUUAAAAGAUGUCAAUAAUAAUCCGUUAUUGACAACGAAGGAAAUCAAAGCUCAAACUAUUGAAUUGAUGAUGGCAAUGAUAGACAAUCCAUCAAACGCGGUUGAAUGUACAUUGGCUGAAAUGUUAAAUCAACGCGAUUUAUUAAAAAAAGCUAUAGAAGAAUUGGACAAUAUAGUUGGAAAAGAUAGGUUGGUCCAGGAAUCAGACAUUCCUAAACUCAAAUUCUUGAAUGCUUGUGCAAGAGAAGCUUUUCGCCUCUAUCCCGUAUCUGCUUUCAAUCCUCCCCAUCUUUCGACGAAAGAUACAAUAGUUGAAAAUUUCUUCAUACCAAAGGGUAGCCAUGUAUUGCUUGGAAGAACUGGUCUUGGAAGAAAUUCAAAAGUUUGGACCGAUCCUUACAAAUUUCAACCAGAGCGUCAUCUCAAAAAUGAUGGACAUGAUAUAUCUUUGACAGAGCCGAGUUUAAAGUUCAUAUCUUUUAGUACAGGAAGACGUGGUUGUCCUGGUGUCAAGCUUGGCACUACAAUGACUAUCUUUUUGUUAGCUAGGUUGCUCCAUGGGUUCACUUGGAGUUCACAUCCCAAUUUAUCAAAAAUCAAUCUUGAUGAGCCACUGACGCUUGUAGCAAAGCCACGACUAAAAAUAGAUUUGUAUAAUUUUUGA
Lathyrus sativus (Indian pea) is the source of this 1563-nucleotide messenger RNA. Lineage: Eukaryota; Viridiplantae; Streptophyta; Magnoliopsida; Fabales; Fabaceae. The record is from the annotation of a GenBank genome assembly.